Molecule: messenger RNA, 2345 nt
Organism: Poecilia reticulata (guppy)
Lineage: Eukaryota; Metazoa; Chordata; Actinopteri; Cyprinodontiformes; Poeciliidae
Gene: yipf3
Product: Yip1 domain family, member 3
Cellular component (GO): Golgi apparatus
Source: RefSeq, a predicted model, not a curated record
AUGGAUGGAUGGAUGGAUGGAUUUAAGUGUGUUUAAAGUUAUGUCAAAAUUGGCACAAGCAUACUUUUAGUAUACCUUAUAUAUAUUUAUAUGUAGCACACUUAAUACUUAGUAUACUUAAAAUUUACAUAGGCAAAUGUAUGUAUAUUUGAAAUAUACUAAAGUAUAUAUAUUAUUUACUAAGGUAGCUCUUCCAUUUCGUGUCUGUUGAGUUUUUAAUAAGAGUCUCAGAAACUGUUUCAGUUGCUCAAACUUUAUGAAACACGUUUUUCAGAUCUCCACACUCAUUAACUCUAACUGACUGAGUGGACAACGCAUUUGGUAUGGUUUGAUGCGUUGUGUAACCAGAAAAAUAAUAAUAAAAUAAUAUGAAACCAGCGUGAUGCAUGACUGCGAGGAGAGCGUGAAAACUCCUCACUGGGCUGAACCUGCAUGAUGCUUCGGAUGUCAUCAGCCAUGAAGUAGCUUCAGCCGGUCCCUCCUGCGCCUGCUAGGAAUUAUUCCAUGGGCUGAUAACAUCUGAAGUGGGUGAAUGAAAAACAGAUAAAUGAAAAAAGGAAAACUGAAAAAGAAUAAAUGAAAAUGGAAAAUUACAAAAUGAGAAUUGGGAAAAUAAGGAAAUGUAAAAGGAUAGGCACAAAUAAAUCCGGGAAUAAAUAAAUGAAUAAAUAUAUGGUAAAUGGAAAUAAAGAUGCUACUUACUCAUUUAUUUAGGCUAAAAUGGCUCUCCAUAGCAGUAGAGCAAAUGAAUCUCUGUGGUAAACUCAGCCGCUUGACUCGGAUCUCAGAACGGCGCCGGAAUUCCCAUCAUGAAUGGAAGCCUCGCGAUAUCUCCAUUGUCCACGAAGGCUCUGUGACGUCACAAACACAAACAUCGGCGGAUGUGAUCGGUUCCGGUCCAGCUUAGAGUCUGACAGACAUCCACAGACACCAGAACCAGGGACUGUCCGAACCCCGGAACCCGGAGCUGCUGCUGCCGCGUGAGGAUGUCUGCCGGGAGCCGGAGCACGGAGCCAUGGGGAGGGUUCGACGACCAGCUCAUCCAGGAACAGCUGGAGGUCCUGGAACUCAAACGGACCACAGCCGGCCCGGUAUCAGAACCCGCUGUGCUGCGUCCUCAGGGCGGCGGCGCGGCGGUCAUCGACAUGGAGAACAUGGACGACACGUCGGGCUCCAGCUUCGAGGACGUGGGCGAGCUGCACCAGAGGAUGAGGGAGGAGCAGGAAGUGGCCGAGGAGGCGGCGGCCGCCGACGCCGACGGCGCUGACGACUUCCUUGGUGUGAAGGGGCUAAAAGGUCAGCUGGGUCGGCAGGUGGCGGACGAGGUGUGGCAGGCGGGGAAGCGGCAGGCGUCCAGAGCCUUCAACCUCUACGCCAACAUCGACAUCCUCAGGCCAUACUUCGACGUGGAGCCCGCACAGGUGCGCUGCAGGCUGCUGGAGUCCAUGAUACCUGUCCGCAUGAUCACCUUCCCCCAGAAGGUGGCGGGUGAGCUGUACGGCCCGCUGAUGCUGGUCUUCACCCUGGUGGCCAUCUUGCUGCACGGCAUGAAGACUUCUGGGACCGUCAUCGUGGAGGGCACCCUGAUGGGGACGGCCAUCGGGACGUGUUUCGGCUACUGGCUGGGCGUUUCCUGCUUCAUCUUCUUCUUGGCCUACCUGGUCAACGCUCAGAUCACCUUGCUGCAGAUGCUCUCCCUGCUGGGUUACGGCCUGUUCGGGCACUGCGUGGUCCUCCUGGUCACCUACAAUAUCCACUUUCACUUCCUGUUCUACGGCCUGUGGCUGCUGCUGGGAGGACUGUCCACGCUGCGCAUGGUGGCGGUGCUGCUCUCCCGGACGGUGGGCCAGACGCCACGGCUGCUGCUCUGCGGUUCGCUGGCGCUGCUGCACAUGAGCUUCCUGCUGUACCUGCACUUCAGCUACCACCGCAUCCUGGAAGGUCUGCUGGACUCUCUGGGAGGACCCGACCCGGCUGCCAUGGAGAGGGUGGCCCGAGACGUUCACCAGGUGACCCUGAACGCCACCGCCAGGAGCCUGGGGAGGGCCCAGUGAGGGACCGGUGACUGGGCCCAGUGAGGGACUGGUGACUGGGCCCAGUGAGGGCCGCUCUGCCCAGACCUUCUGGACCCGGUCCCCUUCAGCAGAACUUUGCCUCUGGUUCUCUGCUUCCUCUGUGUUUUUUUCUCCUUCUGCUCUCCAUCAUCUUUAUUAUUGUUUAUUAUUAUUAUCAUGUUGUUGUUUAUUACAGAUGGUCAGAUGUUGUGUUUGAGUCAGUUAGAAAUCAAACAUGUCAGUGUGUUCAACAUGUUAAUAAAGAUCUGAUUCCCAUCUACUGGUUCUGAA